CGGCAUUCAAAGUGGUGCGGGAAUUGGCGAUGUCUUUAGAGGAGUUUGGCGUUUCUUUCUUCCACUCAUGAAACGUGUUGGCACCACUGUAUCACAAGAGGCGUUAAACACUGGUCAAAGAGUGUUAGACAGAGUUAAUCAAGGAGAGACCCUAAAGAGUGCUUUUACAAGCGAGGGAAAAAGAGGAAUUGAUGCAGUACUUGAUAAAGGCGGUCUACCAAAACAAUUUGGUACAGGACGUGGAAGAAAGAGUAUAAAAGGAGGAAGAAAAUCGUUAAUUAAUCAACAUAAAACAAUUAUUAGUAAAAUUAUUACAAAACCAAACGUUCCAAAGAAAAGAAUUAGAUCAGACGCAUUUGGUUUAUAUUAA
Meloidogyne enterolobii is the source of this 370-nucleotide messenger RNA. The record is from the annotation of a GenBank genome assembly. Lineage: Eukaryota; Metazoa; Nematoda; Chromadorea; Rhabditida; Meloidogynidae.